Messenger RNA from Caenorhabditis bovis, 252 nucleotides. NCBI's taxonomy places the organism in Eukaryota, Metazoa, Nematoda, Chromadorea, Rhabditida, Rhabditidae. The record is from the annotation of a GenBank genome assembly.
AUGAACUUCAAGCUAAUCGAAGUCGCAGAGAUCGCCAAUCUUCCGGCGCUCCUCGACACGAUCGGCCUACUAGUGGUGCAGGGCAAUAACGCCCAGUUUUUCAAAGCCGUCGAUAUGUCCGAUCGAAACCAAGAGGAACAGCGACAACGUGAAAGAGAGAUCGAGAGAGAAAAAGAGAGGGAACGUGCUCGGGAGCGCGAGAAACCACCAAGAGCUGAUUCCCCAUGGCCAGGAAAGUACACAAGGACAUGA